Molecule: messenger RNA, 4759 nt
Organism: Amphibalanus amphitrite
Lineage: Eukaryota; Metazoa; Arthropoda; Thecostraca; Balanomorpha; Balanidae
Product: putative nuclease HARBI1
Exons: 2
Coding region: 187-1242 (351 amino acids)
Source: RefSeq, a predicted model, not a curated record
AUGUGUGAUACGCAGUUUUGUCAUAGUCAUAGUUGCUGAUGUACAUGUGCCGUAAAAAAAACAUUGCGAUGUGUAGGUGUACCCACUUGUGUCCGCAAGCCAUGCUUUUAAAUGGUGCCGACCACGGAUCAAAACCAUCUUAUGCAUGUUGCUUCCAGAUAACGCCUAUGCAUUGCCGGAUUGACUAUGGCCGAUGAUGACAAUUUUGAGCCUCGGGAGCGCCGCCAGCGGAGGCCCCGUCCGCGCAUCAACAUGGGAGCACUGCAUCCAACGACAUUCAGGGAAAACUUCCGCCUCAGCGUCGAGGUCGCCACUGCACUGGAAGACCUCAUUAGCGGGACGGUGGCGCACGACACGGGCUUAAAUAUGGCACUGACACCUCGCCAGCAGCUGCUCGUGUCGUUGCGGUUCUAUGCUACCGGUGCGUAUCUGCGCCUGGUGGGAGACGGCCACGGCGUCUCCGAGGCCACCGUGUGCCUCGCCAUUCACCGCGUGACGGAUGCGAUAAUCCACCGCUGCCCAGGGGUCAUCACCUGGCCGAGCGACCCGGCGGCUCUCGGACGUCUCAAGGAGGACUUUCGACAGGUCGCCGGGCUGCCCGACAUCGUGGGGUGCAUCGACGGCACCCAUGUACGCUUCACCGUCCCCCGAGAGCAGCGGGAGGCGUAUAUCAAUAGGAAAGGCUUCCCGUCCCUCAAUGUGAUGGCUGUCGCUGCACCCGACCGCUCAAUCGUUGCAUUGAGCGUGCAUUGUGGCGGUCGGGUGCACGACGCCCGAGUUUUAGCCACAUCAGGGCUGCCCGACUAUUUCAGGAAUGGAAAUCCUGUAAUGGGCGGCAUGAUGCUGGGGGACAGUGGCUACGGCCUGCCACCCUGGCUCAUGACGCCCAUUGCAGACCCCACCACCGCCGAGGAGCGCGCAUUUAAUACCGCUCAUGCGCGCACUCGUGUGGUGGUGGAGAACGCCUUCGGCGUUUUGAAAAUGCGGUUCGGGGCGCUCGAGUUCGGGCUGCGCCUGAAAAGUGUGGCCCGCUGCGUGGCGGUUAUCCACACGUGCUUUAUCCUACACAAUAUGUGUAUCAAGGGCGGUGACUUCGGCGAAUGGCUCGGACCACUGAGGCAAGAUGAAGGAAUGGUGCAGGAGCCAGCUGACGGGGCGGCAGAGCUGCCGGCGGCAGGCGCCGAGAGGCGGGCGGGUCUUGUGCGCCGCAAUGACCUCGUGCGGCUGUUCGUACGCCAUUAGCUGGUCGAUACUCGGGCCAACCGCAGCUAGGCGACAGCAGAGUCGUCUACUCAUGGCCAGUGGCCUAUGGCUAUGUACAGUCUGUCUUAAAAGUACCGCGCAAAGUGACGGUGGAUCCAUCAAGCCUAACCUAGACCUGGGGCCUGCUAUAAUUUGAAAGUCACCGAACCAAUUGACUUGGGAAUGGAUGAGGAUGUCAAUUGCUUCGGUGACUCAACUUUAGCAGGCCCUUCCUUGGUCAGGCUUGAUGGAUCCGCCGUCACUUUGCGCGGUACUUUUAAGACAGACUGUACGUGUGCUUGAGUGUUUGUGUAUUUGUAUACGCUUGGGGAAAGGGAGAGAAGAGGGAGCGAGGGGUGUAGGGAGCGAGCGGGAGAGGGAGCGAAAGGGAGAGGGAGAGCAGCAAAUAAAAACAUGUUUGAUGGUUGCUAGCCUUUUUGUAAGGUAUUUGCGAUUGACAGUGUGUUUAUGUUUGACCUUUGAGUGAAACUUCUGUACCUACCAUGUGUAAUGGUUAGGUGUUCAUUUACAAUUCAUGUGACAUACGAUUCAGUCCAAGCCAGAACCAUGAAGAGGAAGCUUGAAACUAAUUACUUCUUAAAAUGGUUUAUUUCCUUCACAAGAAAGGAAUAAUAUAUUUGAGGCGAAUUUCAUUCACGUGAUGGCCCAUGACGUACGUACAUGUUUUACUGUCCGUACUGUCAAACCGAACUAAUUAAGUUAACCUUUUCCUUAAAAACAAAACAAACAAAUUUAGCCGGAGUCGCCACCAACUUCGACAGCUCCGGCUCCGCCUCCAUCUCCGGGCAAAAGAUGCCGGCUCCGGCGGCUCCGGAUCCAGCUCUAGCUGCGGUUCCGCAGCCCUGCUCAUAGCACAUAUGUCAGGGUUGGUCUGGGAGUUCCUCCCUGCAGCAGGUCCUCCAGGAUCUGUAAGCUGAGGUAGGUGCGGAGAAGGGUCACCUCCUCCGGCGUCCGUCUAAAGAGUGGCGUUGAGCGGAUGAGCUGGAGGCGCGCUUCAAUCUCAUCGCGGUUUCUCUCCGAUGCCUGGGACGCACCAGUCGAGAGGGCUGCGUCAGCUGACGAGGCCUCGCCGGUCGAGAGAGCCGUGGCGCUCUCCUGGGACGCUCUAGUCGAGAGGGCUGCGUCAGCUGACGAGGCCUCGCCGGUCGAGAGAGCCCGAGCCGUGACGCUCUCCUGGGACGCUCCAGUCGGGAGGGCUGCGUCAGCUGACGAGGCCUCGCCGGUCGAGAGAGCCGUGGCGCUCCCCUGGGAGUGGGACGGACCAGUCGAAGGGGCUGCGUCAGCUGACGAGGCCUUGCCGGACGAGAGAGCCAUGGCGCUUUCCUGGGGCGGACCAGUCGAAGGGGUUGUUGCGUUUGACGAGCCUGCCCUGGUCGAGGGGACGGUCGAGAGGACCGUGGUGGUUAUCGUGGUCGCAUUGGUCGCCGGAGACUGGGCGAGCGGCGUGCCCAGCCCUAUCAACCGACCGUCUUCUGUAGUGAAGUAGAUACUGGGUGCUGAUGACGUUUCUCCCGCGGUUGUCAGUGCGGUUUCUGGGCCGGCUUCUUGCUGAUUCGUCAUCAUCUGGCCCCAGGUAAUCCCGCCAGGAACCUUAAACGACGUCAGGUAGUUGUCUCUGCCUGCCGGAGUGAAAAAAAACAAAGGGAUGUAAGAGACAGCGGAUCUUGGCGCCCUUUUGCCUCAUGCUUACGAUGUUAAUCCCUUGGGUCUGGGAAGGGGUGCCGUCCCAAAGGUUUUCUUUUUUUGUCACGAUAGCUUCUAACACACUAACACAGGAGAAAAAGAGCUUAGCUCGGACAUGUCUGAUCUUUUGUUUAAGCCCUCCAAAGACAAUGCAUAAAAAAUAUUUAAUACUACUAUGUACCGUUACAUCUGAAGGCUGAAAGUAACAUACCCACGCAAUCCAUGACGGUAUCGUCGAGCUGGGUCCAGACCACUGCACCUGCCCCCGACUGGUUCUUUUGCUGGAAUUUUUCUGCAACAGAGGCCUAAGUGUACGGCGUGAAUAUUUGCUCUGUGGGGAUAUCAACCAAAACAUGUGCGGCUCGGUUCGUCAAAAGCUGUUUCUAAAGAACUAACGCCUUAAAAAAAUUGAAGUCUGCGUAUAUGAUAUAAGGUGCGUUAUUUGGUUAAAUUCCAUUGUGCUAGCACUGCAGUGUGCUUAAUUGCGGUGUCGUAGUGGUGGUAACAAUUUGUAGUACACAGGGCAGAAAUCGGGAAGACAGUCUUUUAGGGGUUUCGGUCAGUCAAUCCGUCCCCCCUAUCAAAAAUCCGUGACACCGCCCCUGCCCUGCAGGCAAAACCGUUGACGCUUCACGCUAGGUCAAAUCUGAAACAAUACUCAGAAAAGGGCGUUAAUAGGGCUAUCGAAUGCGAUUUUGCGCGACACUCUAGUUCUAUGUGUUCCCGAGUUAUGCGUUGGCUUCUUGGAAAUUGUUGACAUUCGACCUGAAAAUCGUCGAAAUUUUGCCUUCACUGGCCUCUGGUGACCUGACCUUAGACCUGACCAAAAAAGUGACCAAAGUGUACUGAAGUGUUUUCGUCAUUUUUUGCGCUCUUUCGAACGCCGCCUUCCGCGUAUCGCUACGUGGCUCAGGAGUCGAGUUAGAAGGGGGUUGUUCAACCCCCCCCCCCCCAGCAGGGCGUCGAAAUCCAGGACCCCCAGCGGGGCGUGAGUUAAUGAUCUUUGAACGAGGCCGAAAGCCGAGUUUGAGUUUCCAGGCUGAGUCGGCCUUGAAAAUUUAUUUGCACCGGCCUCGUUCUAUACAUAUUAUAUAUUUCCAUAUGGCGACAAGCCAACAGAACAAGCAGCGCGGUUGCAGUUGCAGCCCAGGAUGAACGGGUGGCUUGAUUGACAUUUCUCUGUAUUCGGUAGGCGACGGGAACAUCCAUCUGAAUGUGACUGCGCCACGUUUCGACGCGGAGCUGGAAGCAGCCAUUGAGCCUCACCUGUUCGAGUGGACUGCCAAGAACGGUGGCAGCAUUAGCGCUGAACAUGGCAUCGGCUUCAAAAAGCGCAACCUUCUCCAUCUGAACAAGACGCCGGUCGCCCUACGUCUCAUGAAGACGCUAAAGCACGCCAUGGACCCGCAAGGUAUCCUGAACCCGUAUAAAGUUUUGCCCACCGAAUGAAGUCAGCGUCAGAGUGCUGGGCUCGCUCAAUCGCUGUGAGCAGUUUUAGAGAUCGUCUUUUAGAGAUCGAUGUGGUCGGAAUGGGCUUCCAAAAAACAAUGAAAUUCUUCUUUGUUUACUGCUUAAUUCUGAAAACUAUCUACCUUGACUGCUGUAAAGAAAACUAUGAAAAAUACUCGUACAAAGAAAUGGGAAAAAUUCACGCGGAAUGGAAUUGGUUUGGCAGAGGAAUGAGGAAUGGCCAUGAUGUCCUUAAAUUAUUUUCCAGAGGCUGUUUAUGCUUGUUGCUUAUGCUAUAUGUAUUGUAUGCUAUGGCUUUUUCUUUAAAUAAAGAUAUCAUUUGUGUCUUGUCGCACUCUGCAUU